Lactuca virosa is the source of this 827-nucleotide messenger RNA. Lineage: Eukaryota; Viridiplantae; Streptophyta; Magnoliopsida; Asterales; Asteraceae. The record is from the annotation of a GenBank genome assembly.
GUCCUCUCUAUUGUUUGUUAUUAAGGCUUCCACACAUUCUCUCAUUUGAAGACCUAAAACACAGAUGAUGAAAUCGCCUUUUUCUUCACUAAGUCGAUUCAUCGAGAUGAUGAAGAAGACAAAGAAGUGGAUCUGUAUGGGCUUUUAACUCUAUCGUCCUCUCUAUUGAUUGCUUUGAUAAAAUCUAGGUGGGUUGUGAUGGUGGCGGUAUAAGGUGGUUUUGGUGGUGGGUAUGAUGGCAGCAGUGAUGGCACCACCACUCUUCCGAAACAAGCCCAAAAUCCCAAUUCAGAGAAAAAAUAAAUCUGAGAAUGAACCGACACAGCCACCUACGGGACCACUCACCACCAUCGGACACAAAACUGUGUUAGAGUUGUUAAUUGCUACGCAUCAAAUGGGGAUUUUGACGUUUCUAAGAUUCAAAUCGAACAGGGGAUUGGCGUUUCUAACAUUCAAAUCGAACAGAAUCGCAGACAGAGGAAAGAAAAGAAACUUGGCGACCAAACCUGAAGCCUAACCAUCAGAGGUUUGAUUUUGAUUUCUUUUUGCAUUUUUGCGGUCAAAGAUGGGUGAAGACAUAUCUGGAGGAGACGGGUCUGUGAAAUGAGUUGAAAGGUAGUGAAAAAACUAUGAGAGGAACUGGUGUUCUCUUUGGGUAAAAUGAUCUAUUGGCCAAGGCACCGACAAAUAUAUCUAUGGUCACAGUUAGAGGCUACUGAGAAACACAAUGCUGCUAAAUAAUCUUGGCAACCAAGAUAUUGAAACCAAUGAGUGCAUGGAGAGGCGUGGUGGAUGUUGGCAUGCCAAAGAGCAUAUUUGACUGAUGG